AAAACCCGGAGACGCGGCAUGCGCUCAUGGAAAGUCCUCCUAGGGGCGAAGCCGGGCAGCUGGGCAUGCUCAGUAUCUGGGGGAGGUUUGGGUGGAGAGUAGAAAGCUUUGGCUCUACCUCCUAUCCUCUCCCUCUGGCCCCCGCCCCCCUACCCCUGCCUAGCCCGUAGUAGUUCCCCAGCAUGCGCCCGGGUAGACCAGGAACAUGGCGCUCGGAGCGAUGUAGCAGCUGAGGGAGAAGAAAGGGAUGAGCCACCGCGCUUCGCUGACAGCUAGCCACCAGAAAUACACUGUGGUGAAAUGUUUCCACCCCUUGCCAAAAUGAACACUGAGGAAAAUGAAGGAAACUGAAGAACUCCAGGGAGAAGUUGCAGGACAGAAAUAGUCACACUUCUCUGGCAUCUUUAAUUCCUCCACAGCAUCAGAAAAAGGUAUUUGCAUCAUGUUUGGAAAGAAAAAGAAAAAGAUUGAAAUAUCUGGCCCAUCCAACUUUGAACACAGGGUUCAUACUGGGUUUGAUCCACAAGAACAGAAAUUUACCGGCCUUCCCCAGCAGUGGCACAGCCUGUUAGCAGAUACAGCCAACAGGCCGAAGCCCAUGGUAGACCCUUCAUGCAUCACACCCAUUCAGCUGGCUCCCAUGAAGACAAUCGUUAGAGGAAACAAGCCCUGCAAGGAAACCUCCAUUAACGGCCUGCUAGAGGACUUCGACAAUAUCUCUGUGACUCGCUCCAAUUCCUUAAGGAAAGAAAGCCCACCCACCCCAGAUCAGGGAGCCUCUAGCCACAGUCCACGCCGUUCGGAAGAAAAUGGCUUCAUCACCUUCUCGCAAUAUUCCAGUGAAUCCGAUACUACCACAGACUAUACCACCGAGAAGUACAGAGAAAAGAGUCUCUACGGAGAUGAUUUGGAUCAGUAUUAUAAAUGCAGCUACUCAGCCAAGCAAAACGGCCACGUAAUGAAAAUGAAACACGGGGAAGCCUACUAUUCUGAAAUGAAGCCUUUGAAAUCCAAUAUUUCCAGAUUUCCUGUCGAUUAUCACACACACUUGGACUCACUGAGCAAACCAAAUGAUUACAGUGACCUCAAGUGGGAGUAUCAGAGAGCCUCAAGUAGCUCCCCGCUGGACUACCGAGACCCAUUCCAAUUCACUCCUUCUAGAACUGCAGGGACCAGUGGGUGCUCGAAAGAAAGCCUGGCGUACAGCGAAUGUGAAUGGGGACCCAGCCUGGAUGACUAUGACAGGAGGCCAAAGUCGUCGUACCUGCAUCAAACAAGCCCCCAGCCGGCCAUGCGGCAGAGGUCCAGGUCAGGCUCAGGGCUCCAGGAGCCCAUGAUGCAGUUUGGAUCAAGUGCGUUUAAGACCCACCCCCAAGGACUCUCCUACAACUCAUACACCUACCCUCGAUUGUCCGAGCCCACAACGUACAUUCCAAAGGUGGAUUACGACCGAGCACAGAUGGUCCUCAGCCCUCCACUGUCCGGGUCUGACACCUACCCCAGGGGCCCCGCCAAACUACCUCAAAGUCAAAGCAAAGCGGGCUACUCCCCAAGCAGCCACCAGUACCCAUCUGGGUACCACAAAGCCACUCUGUACCACCACCCCUCUCUGCAGACCAGUUCCCAGUACAUCUCCACAGCUUCUUACCUGAGCUCUCUUAGUAUCUCAUCUAGUACCUACCCCCCACCCAGCUGGAGCUCCUCCUCAGACCAGCAGCCCUCCAGGGUGUCUCAUGAACAGUUUCGGGCUGCCUUGCAGCUGGUAGUCAGCCCAGGAGACCCCAGGGAAUACUUGGAUAACUUUAUCAAAAUAGGGGAAGGGUCAACUGGUAUUGUGUGCAUCGCUACAGAGAAACACACAGGGAAGCAAGUGGCUGUGAAGAAAAUGGACCUCCGAAAGCAACAAAGACGAGAACUGCUUUUUAAUGAGGUUGUAAUAAUGCGGGAUUACCACCAUGACAAUGUGGUUGAUAUGUACAACAGCUACCUUGUCAGUGAUGAACUCUGGGUAGUCAUGGAAUUUUUAGAGGGCGGUGCCUUGACAGACAUAGUUACUCAUACCAGAAUGAAUGAAGAACAGAUAGCUACUGUCUGUCUGUCAGUUCUGAGAGCCCUCUCCUACCUUCACAACCAAGGAGUGAUCCACAGAGACAUCAAGAGUGACUCCAUCCUCCUGACCAGUGAUGGCCGGAUAAAGUUAUCUGACUUUGGUUUCUGUGCUCAAGUCUCCAAAGAGGUGCCAAAGAGGAAAUCACUUGUUGGCACUCCAUACUGGAUGGCACCUGAGGUGAUCUCUAGACUACCUUAUGGGACAGAGGUGGAUAUCUGGUCCCUUGGGAUCAUGGUGAUAGAGAUGAUUGAUGGUGAGCCUCCCUACUUCAAUGAGCCUCCACUCCAAGCAAUGCAGAGGAUCCGGGACAGUUUACCUCCAAGAGUGAAGGACCUACACAAGGUUUCUUCAGUGCUGCGGGGAUUCCUAGACCUGAUGUUGGUGAGGGGGCCUUCUCAAAGAGCCACAGCCCAGGACCUCCUUGGACACCCAUUCUUGAAACUGGCAGGUCCACCAUCUUGCAUCGUUCCUCUCAUGAGACAAUAUAGGCAUCACUAAACAGAUGAUUCAUACAGGUGAAAAGUCUAGAUGAGGACUUGAGAACCAUUCAGGAGAAUACGAGGAACCCAUGGACCAGUAAAAAAAGCCUGUGCAUUCUAGACCAGCUGAUUGGUGGGACAGUGUGAUGACCGACAGGGUUUGACAGACCAGGGCAUCUUCUUGUGUCUUAAACAGGCAUCUCUCCACUCAACAGCUGGUGAGGUCAUUUGAAGCACGGCUUUACUAAGUCAUUAUAUUUUUCAGCCCUUCAUCCAGCAAAUCAGAAGGACUCAGUACAAACUCCGUUAUGAUAUAUCCUAGCCACAUGCAGGGUAACGCAUAGGAUUUUCUAUUUCGAAAGAAUACUUUUCUGGCAAAAA
Orycteropus afer afer is the source of this 2970-nucleotide messenger RNA. RefSeq names its product p21 (RAC1) activated kinase 5 (gene PAK5). NCBI's taxonomy places the organism in Eukaryota, Metazoa, Chordata, Mammalia, Tubulidentata, Orycteropodidae. Gene Ontology annotation, biological process: apoptotic process; protein phosphorylation; intracellular signal transduction. Gene Ontology annotation, cellular component: cytoplasm. Gene Ontology annotation, molecular function: ATP binding; protein serine/threonine kinase activity. The record is from RefSeq and is a predicted model, not a curated record.